UAAUUAUAAAAUCUGUAUUAAUUUUUAGAUUAAUGAUAUGAAAAUGUACCACAUCUAUAUUCAUUGCAUCGUAAAAAUGUUGUCGUCAUCUCAUGAAAAUAAUGGAAGUUAAUCACAACUUUUCAAAGUAUAAGAUCCGUUAUAGCACUGAACCCAGGUAAUACUCUGGUUGCAGUAUAGUUACUAAUGUAUUAGUUACCAAUGAAUUGAUAUCGGAUUUCAAGAAUUGCAAUCACUAAAAUAUAGGGCUGUGAAAUGAUUACAAUUUUUAAUCACAUUAAUCACAGGUUUCUAUGGAUUAAUCAUGAUUAAUCACAUUACCGAUUUUCUCGGAAUAUUUUUGUGAAAACAAGAUUUAUGACAUUUAACUUUUCUUUUGUGCUGCAACUCAGCAGUUCUUCAGCAGUUAUCAUUGCUUUUCCAUAUGGAACAUUAAUAUAAUCUUCAUCCUAAACAAUAUUCGGGCUCCUUAGCCAUUGUGUGGUUGAAUAAAACUUUUUUUUUUUAAAUCAAACAGAAAUUAUUUGAGCUUCUUAGCCAUAGGAUGGUUGACAUUUUUUAUAUUUUUUGUCACACAACCAUUAACCACACCAUGAUACAAUCUAAUGCCUCUAAAGGCCCUCUUAGCUACUCGUUCUUUAGCCAGUUGGUGAGGCAAACUAACUUGUUCAAAUUCUCUGACAGUAAAGCUGACCGCUUCUUUUGCACAAUGUGUCCUGCGAGUGAGUCUGGUUUGUCGCAUUCCACUUGAACGCCCCUCGCCGACCAACACAUGCUUCGCGUUGCGGUGGUUAGGCGGGUAUUGCUACGGUGAAACGAUAAUGUCUUCUCGCAGAGUGUGCAUAUCACCUUGGUUUUACUGAAUGUUCGAUCUUUGUUUUUUUGGAACACGAUCUUCCCGUCCAGAAGGUCCUCAGGUUCAUCAGAAUUAAUUAUCCAUGUUGUUUGUUUGUUUGAAUGGCAGCUGCCGUCUGACUGCAUUAGAGCGGCAACUAGUGCAGAGGCGGCGGAAUUGGAAGGUCCUUCUGCGCAUGCGUUAAAUGCGUUAAAAAGAAAAACGAAUUAAUCCUGUAAUUUAAUCAUAACGUGUUAACGCGUUAUUUUUCACAGCUCUACUAAAAUAACAUUGAAGUUGAUUCUGAUGUCAGCGGAGUUUAACAUACAUUUAUCUGACACACUGCUGUAUUCCUAUUAUAUACCAGCAGGUGGUGUUGUGAACAUGGCAAAUUGGAUCUCUAAUGCAAACUGUGCAUAUUUGGGUUUGAAGCAACUUCAUUCAAUAAAUUAAAAACAGAGCAAGUUCAUGUAAGGUUGCUCUAUGAGAGGGCAAGUGAUGUCAGAACAUGACACUCUCCAUGUCUCAUCGUUAAAGAGACAAACUGCUUGUGUGUAUUUAACCCAGUUUUGAACUUUGUGUGUUUCUGAAUUUGGUAUCAGUUAACAAGCCAUCCGGCUAAAGGCCUCAUUCUUCUUUAAAUCCUCACUGAGCUUCACACCAGCAGUGACCUUUGGUGUUUCUGUAACAACAGGACACUCAGUCAUGUGGAAAACACAACAGAGCAGCCCGGGCCAGGCCUCAUGCACAGGGGACAGAGAGGGAGGAGGGUGGAGGCUGGAGGCUGGCUCCAUUUCCUACCUCAGCAACAAUGGAUCAAACAGCAGGAAACAGGACUCUUGAAUUGUUGAAAUCUCCAAUUACAGGAAAGCAGAUCUCCUCAGCAGGUCCUCAACGUCAGCAGCAGGAAUUUAGAAUCAUGCGGGAAUGUCUCUCUGUCCAUGUUGGUCAGGCCGGUGUCCAGAUGGGCAAUGCAUGCUGGGAGCUGUACUGCCUUGAGCACGGCAUCCAGCCGGACGGUCAGAUGCCCAGCGACAAGACCAUCGGAGGAGGAGACGACUCCUUCAACACCUUCUUCAGUGAGACUGGAGCUGGCAAACAUGUUCCCAGAGCUGUCUUUGUGGACCUGGAGCCAACUGUCAUUGAUGAGGUCCGCACAGGCACCUACCGCCAGCUCUUCCAUCCUGAGCAGCUGAUCACUGGAAAAGAGGACGCAGCCAAUAACUAUGCUCGGGGUCACUACACCAUCGGGAAAGAGGUCAUUGACCUGGUGCUGGACAGGAUCCGUAAACUGGCUGACCAGUGCACAGGACUCCAGGGGUUCCUCAUCUUCCACUCCUUUGGAGGAGGAACCGGCUCAGGCUUCACCUCUCUGCUGAUGGAGCGUCUCUCUGUCGACUAUGGCAAAAAGUCCAAGCUGGAGUUUGCGGUUUAUCCAGCUCCUCAGGUGUCCACUGCCGUGGUGGAGCCCUACAACUCCAUCCUGACCACCCACACCACCCUGGAGCACUCUGACUGCGCCUUCAUGGUAGACAAUGAGGCUAUCUAUGACAUCUGCCGCAGGAACCUGGACAUCGAGCGCCCCUCCUACACCAACCUCAACAGGCUGAUUGGACAGAUCGUCUCCUCCAUCACUGCCUCCCUGCGAUUCGAUGGUGCCCUGAACGUCGACCUGACAGAGUUCCAGACCAACUUGGUGCCCUACCCUCGUAUCCACUUCCCUCUGGCCACCUACGCUCCAGUUAUCUCUGCAGAGAAGGCCUAUCACGAGCAGCUCUCUGUAUCACAGAUCACCAAUGCCUGCUUCGAGCCAGCCAAUCAGAUGGUGAAAUGCGACCCUCGUCACGGCAAGUACAUGGCCUGCUGCCUCCUGUACCGUGGAGACGUGGUGCCCAAAGACGUGAACACGGCCAUCGCCACCAUCAAGACCAAGCGUACCAUCCAGUUUGUGGACUGGUGUCCCACAGGCUUCAAGGUGGGCAUUAACUACCAGCCACCGACUGUGGUUCCUGGUGGAGACCUGGCCAAGGUGCAGAGGGCCGUGUGCAUGCUGAGCAACACCACCGCCAUCGCAGAGGCCUGGGCUCGCCUGGACCACAAGUUCGACCUCAUGUACGCCAAGAGGGCCUUCGUCCACUGGUACGUCGGAGAGGGCAUGGAGGAGGGAGAGUUCUCUGAGGCCAGAGAGGACAUGGCCGCCCUGGAGAAGGAUUACGAAGAGGUCGGAACCGACACCGUCGGCGAUGAAGAUGAAGGAGAGGAGUAUUAAAUCACUCAUCGAUGCCCACGUCCAGAAAACAGACCUUCACCCAAACCUGUAACGUGGCCAUCUAAACCAUCAGUCAAGAGGGAGAGGAAUAUUUAAAUUUGAAAUAAACAAAUAGAACCAUUCUCUGGUAACGUACGAUCAUUUCCCUCAAAAUACGAUAAUUUUAAGCUUCCUGUACGAUACUUCAACAUUUCCCAACUGUCAAUGCUGUUUGGAGGAGAGAGAGACAGUGGUCUGAGAAGAGGAGGUAAACUGAUGCAGUCCUUGUUUCUUGUAAUAUCAUGACAGUAAAAACAAUCUAAAAGAGAA
Pleuronectes platessa (European plaice) is the source of this 3413-nucleotide messenger RNA. Its product is annotated as tubulin alpha-1C chain. Gene Ontology annotation, cellular component: microtubule; cytoplasm. Lineage: Eukaryota; Metazoa; Chordata; Actinopteri; Pleuronectiformes; Pleuronectidae. The coding region runs from base 1647 to 3104 and encodes 485 amino acids. The transcript is spliced from 5 exons. Gene Ontology annotation, biological process: mitotic cell cycle; microtubule cytoskeleton organization. The record is from RefSeq and is a predicted model, not a curated record. Gene Ontology annotation, molecular function: structural constituent of cytoskeleton; GTP binding.